UGCCCGCGCGCCGCCGCCGCCGUCUCCGUGGCUGUCUCCGGCCGCCGCCGUCUCCGCAGUGAGGUCACGGGUGGGCGGUGCGUGCGCGGCGGCUGUUCCGCUCCUCGGGCUGCCGGAGCCCCCGCGGCGUCGGGUGAGGAGCUGAAGGGAGUUAGUUACCGGGGGACUUAACCGGUUAUCUGGAGAGACUGGCAGAACUCCCUGUUAGCACAAGGCAUGAGUCUAGCCGAUGGCCUGGAUCUUACCUCUGUUACUAGUAACUCGGGGUGGGAAAAUUGUGACACACACCAGUGACAUCUGUGCGAAAGGUGACUCUCGAGGGACGUUUGGGUAUUUUUUUUUGCCGACGAUCUGGAUCGGCUCUUAAUUUGGACAUAUAUUUGCAAUCUGCCAUAGUAACUCUGUGAUGAUGGUGGUGAAAUCAUCAAAGUUGGCAGCACAAUAAAGCAAGCCCUUACGACUGUGUUUGAUCUCCGGGAGCUGAAAGCACUGAAUAAAAUUUUCAUACAACUUAAACUCCACCUUGGAUCAGUUGCAUUGAGAUCAGUGUUUUUCACACUGAGACCAUUUUUUCUAUUUUAAUAUUUAAAUAGAGACUUACUGGAAGAGACAAUCUAUUUUUUAAAGAGAAAAAAAAAAUGAUCAAGAAUGGACACUCUUGUAUCAAGGCUUUUUUUUUUACUAAAUUGCUGUAAAAUAGUGGGUAGGGUGUGAGGAAAAGCCUUUUGUACACCUACUGCAGUGGGGUUUUUAUACUAGAAAGUUGAACAAAUAACUACAAGACAAAAUUCUGUAACGUCUCCAAUAAUUUUAUGGUAUGGCUUGCAAAAUGGUUUGCAGUUUUUACUCUUGCAGGCUUGAAGGAGUCAUGUUUUGCUGAAAAGAGUACGAGGCUUGGUGUACCUGAGGUAAUUAAGAUCACUCAAAAUCGGUUUUUUUUGUAUUAAUAAGCAGGAAAAUGCAUAUUCAACACUGACUUAUCCAAGUCCUGGUGUUUAGCAAUGGAGGGCCCACAAAUUAACUUCCCUUUAGGUCUAGUCUCGGACCAGAAAAGGAGUGGGAUUGGAGAGGAUGGGAGUCCACCACUAAAAAAAGCAAUGACAGAAAUGCAUGUAAAUAGCAAAGUACGAGUUGUAAUAGACAAAUUGCCAACAAUAAAGAAGGAAAACUUGGAUGAAUAUGAUGAAACUCCUGCGGAGGCCGAUGGGGAAACUGCCAAGCCAAACAGCGCUUCGCUAUCUGAGCCUUUGAAUUUAAAUCCAGGUUUGAAACACACAUUGGCACAGUUCCACCUCAGCAGCCAGAGUUCACUGGGUGGACCAGCAGCUUUUUCAGCUCGAUAUUCCCAGGAAAGUAUGUCACCCACUGUCUUCUUGCCUCUUCCAUCGCCGCAAAUACUCUCUGGUCCGCUGCUCAUUCCUCCGGACAGCUCCACAGAACUCACCCAGACUCUACUGGAGGGGGAAUCGAUCUCCUGUUUUAAAGUGGGAGGAGAAAAAAGACUUUGCCUGCCUCAGGUGUUGAAUUCGGUUCUCCGUGACUUUUCAUUGCAACAGAUCAACACGGUGUGUGAUGAACUGUAUAUUUACUGCUCCAGGUGCACUUCUGACCAGCUUCAUAUUCUGAAGGUUUUGGGAAUUCUUCCAUUUAAUGCUCCAUCCUGUGGGCUAAUUACGCUGACUGAUGCUCAGAGACUAUGCAAUGCUUUACUACGUCCUCGCACUUUUCCUCAAAACGGCAGUUUUCUCCCUGGUAAGAACACCUUGGCCCAGUUGAAAGAGACUGGCAGUGCCUUUGAAGUAGAGCAUGAAUGCCUGGGCAAGUGCCAGGGGUUGUUUGCACCUCAGUUCUACCUUGCCCCAGAUGAUCCUUGUAUCCAGUGUUUAGAGUGCUACGGGAUGUUCUCCCCCCAGACGUUUGUGAUGCAUUCACACAGAUCCCCAGACAAGAGGACCUGCCACUGGGGGUUUGAGUCAGCCAAGUGGCACUGCUACCUGCAUAUUAACCAAAAAUACUUGGGAACGUCGGAGGAGCGGGAACUGAAGCAUCUCUUGGAGGAAAUGAAGGAGAAAUUUAGCGAGAAAAAUCAGAAAAGAACUCGAUCCAAAGGAGAUUCUCAGCAGCAGAGCCUGGAAUUACCGCAAUGGUAUCCAGUUAUAAAGCAAGAAGCAGAAACUGAUCCUCAACCACCCUCCUUUUUCCAUCCCAGCUACUACCUUUAUAUGUGUGACAAAGUGGUGGCCCCAAACGUAUCUCUUGCAUCACAAUACAAAGAUGUUGCAAAACCAGCAGCCAGAGCUUCAGAAGUAAUUAAGUCCUCAUCUGGACAUUCAGAGAAGAAACUCAGUAAUGGAAAGCACAAAAAAGGUGCCUCUUAUCCAGAGCUUUCUCUUGAAGAACAGGAAAAAAUUGACUUGAAAACUGGUGUGGAGCAGCAUAAACGUUCAGAUCCACCUGUGUCAACUCGUUCUGCAAGAGGUGGGAAGUCUGAGCGUGGCUCUUCCAGAAUCACUAGAGAUUCUAGCCGUGUGGAAGUAGGUAGUGAUCUGCAAACCUUGUCCCCUACUCUCAUGAAAGACAUCAGUUGUGAGGAUGACAAGGGAAAGAUCAUGGAAGAAGUAAUGAAAACCUAUAUCAAGCAGCAAGAAAAACUGAAUACUAUUUUGCGGAGGAAGCAGCAGCUGCAAAUGGAAGUAGAAAUGUUAAGCAACUCCAGGGCUAUGAAGGAACUAACUGAAGAGCAGCAGAACUUACAAAAAGAACUUGAAUGCUUGCAAACAGAGCAUGCUCAAAGAAUGGAAGAGUUUUAUUUUGAGCAGAGAGACUUGGAGAAGAAACUGGACCAAGUGAUGAAGCAGAAGUGUAGCUGUGACUCCAAUUUGGAAAAAGACAAAGAAGCUGAAUAUGCAGCACAGCUGGCAGAGUUGAGGCAGCGAUUGGAUCACGCAGAGGCAGACAGACAAGAGCUUCAGGAUGAACUGAGACAAGAACGAGAGGCAAGGGAGAAGUUAGAGAUGAUGAUAAAGGAAUUGAAGCUACAGAUCCUGAAGUCAUCCAAAAACGGGAAAGGAAAAUAGAAACUGGAAGAGGAAGCAACAACAGGGUGUUGUGCUUUUUAAUGAAUUGUGAGCAGUUUCUGUGUGAUAAGAAGAAGUAUUCUCUACAGAUUUCUAUUUCCCAGCCAAGCCCAGAUGAAGAUAUACAUAAAUAUAAAUACCUAGAGAUAGAUAGGUAAACCUUUUUAGAUUUUCCUAACCAAUGAAAAUCUGCAGUUCUUUGUACUGGUGUUUUUCUCAGACUAUGAAAAAUCUGAUUUAGAGUGACCAGUUUCUGUCUAUUUCUAAUGCAGUCUUGAGGACUCUUCGACCUUUUGGCACUGUCUGUUUGAAAUAUGUGUGGUGACCCUUCUUUUGCUAUCAAUGGCACAUCCACUUACAAAAGUACAUUACAAGCGUUCUGAGUUUUUCAAGGUCAAAAGGAGUUUGGGUUUUAAAGAGAAUUCUGUGUUCUCAAACUGGGGAAAGUAAAGGCAGCUUUUCACCCCAAAGGUAAUACUCCAAAUCAGCACAGUGAUAGAUGAUUCAUCAUCAGAAGUGAUUUACCGGUGAGAGUUUUGCCCAUAAUUUCAUUGUGUGAAGUCAAGUAUUUUUAACAGCUCAUUAUGAAUCUAAAGAGUUUUAGAGCCAGCAUUUAGCUUGCUUUGCUGGAAGAAAAAAAAAACCAACAAAAAACAUUAAGGGUGGUGUGGGUUUUUUUCUUUCUUUUUUGUUGUAAAUUAAAUUUACAGCUGUAAUGAAAUCUUUGGAAGUGAAAAACAAUUCACAGGUUUGUUUGUUUGUUUUAUUCUAUCUAGUGGAUAUGAAAGAAAUGCUAAUAAAAAGGCUUGAGGGUGAGGCUUUUCCUUCUAGAAACCAAGAAAGCUUGACUUAACUGUUUUCCAGUUACAAAUGCUUUCAAGCAAAGCAGUGUUCUUUGACAAAUAUCUUUUAGUUUCUUUAGUACCCUGAGCCUCCACACCUCGAGCUUUUUGCCAGCUCGUGAUUUUUUUUUUCUUUCAUGACAUAGAACAGGCCUUAACUUGACGUGAUGAUGAUGAUAAUAGCUUAACAAGAAAAAAAAAUAUCAACCCCUGAGAUAUGGCACUUUGAAAAUCGUUUUGCUAAGUCUCUGCUUUUGAGUGGCAUGGUAAUGCUACCAUGAGUUAAGAAAUACAGCAUGUUUGUGAAGCUAUAACAUUUGAAAAUGUGUAAUUGUACAGAAUUGCUGUUUUUAUGUAUAUAUGAUGUUUGAGUACUUCAGAAGUCUGGUUCCUAGUGGAUUAACUGCAUGAUUACAAAGUUGGAUGAAGAAAUACUUUUUGCACUUCUCUCCAAAAGGUUUGAUACAGCUGGCAGAUGUUUGCUGGUGAUGAUGUCAGUGACUAGGAAAAUUUGAGUAGUUGUAGUAUUUCACUACAUAAUUUUAACCUGUCCCUUUUAGCUUCUGGGUUUGAGGUACUUAGGUUUGUAUUCCUCUUAGUAUUUCAGUUAGUUUGGGAUUAAACCACUGGUAAAAAUCUACCUUAAUUAUUGUUUUUUUCCUAAACCAGGAUAACUGAAAACUUGAGCUCUUUUUUUGUUGUUGUUUUCCUUUUAGUGGUAAAACAUGGCUGACUAGCACAGAGAAAGAUCAAAUUGCACAUACCUUUUAAAAUUGUCUGAGAAGUGAGGUGGUAAAUUAAAUGGAAUCAUGGGAUGAUUCUUUUCUAGCUGUGUACAAUUCUGUUUAUGAGCUCUGUGUCAUAUUUACACUGACAAUUAAAGCAGGUUAGGUGGAAAAAAAGGAGAUAAUUUUCUUUGUCAAUGUUGAUUGGAAAAGAACCCAGAUGAUAUUUUCCCCUUCCACUCCCCUUUCCUGUUUUGCUUUAAAAAGCAAAUGAAAAGGAAGAAGCCUGUCUUUGCAGUAUGGGUUGGAAGGAAAGGUGCUGGCUAAAAAUUAUCCUGGCUGUGUAGGCACCACUUGCUUGAAAAACACAAGUGUUCUAUUGUAACAACCACCAAAAGUAUGGCUGGAAGGAAAGCGGGCAGGAACGAUGACCAAAGUCUGAUUAUUAGGGAAUGGAGCUGGGAGUAGUCCAACUUGAUUGGCAUUACUCCAACUUGAUUGGCAGAACCUCUGUUGGCUUAUCUAGAUGGGCCACUAAGGAAAGCCCAUCCUGGGAAACUGAAAGUUUCAUCCAAGUACUGCUAAAGGAUCCAAAGAUAACCUUUGUGGUUGCUUUUCAGUGUCAGUGCUUUGAACCAGACUCGAUUGGCUGUUGGUGUAGGUAAGGCCAUACAGGCUUCAUUGAUACAGCUGCAGUAAGUGAUUAGCCACAGUGUUUAUAAACUAACUGUUGAAUGUAUGGAAUCCUGAUGGGAUUAUUGUACUAGAAUACUGUAUAUUUGGUUUCCAUUCAGCUCUUGUCUGUCUGCUCACAUUUCCCCUUUUGCCACUGCCUGAUCUUCAGCAGUGGAGUACUGUACAGCCUCAGCCUGUGCUUUAGCCACCUCAACCAGCUGUUAACCAGCUUUUAAAAUGCUGCUGGCUGUAGUCUGUACUAAUAUUUUCCCUGCUGCAAGAACUCCAGCAGCUACACAAAGUCGUAGCAAUUCCAGCUCUUACUCGUUUUAAAACAUCUGGCUGAAAAAAAAACAACCCUGAUAGAACAUUUAUUAAAAUGACUUUAAAAGUAGCUUUGUAAAUACUCCAUUUAGUUAACUCGAAGUUAGAAUGCAUUUUAAAUUAUUGUAACCCUCUUAAAAUUCUUACCUGUUGCUUUCAGGCCCUUUACAUAACCUAAUUUUCCUAUGUGUAGACUUGAUUUUAUACCGAUUUUAAGUAAUAAUGUAUACAUAAAUGUGCCAUAGAUUUUUGUGUGCUCACUGUCUUUGAAAGAUAGUUUUUUAGUGAGCUGUAAAUAGUACUGUAUAAGUUCUAGAACAAAUACAUGUUGGCCUUUUUUUCACUACCUUAUACUAGUUAACAAUGGUUUAUUAUACAGCCUACUGUAGGACCUUGGAAUGCACACUUAGGGGCUCUCACUUAAGUGCACACUUAAUGGUAAAAACCAACUCUGUCAUUAGAUCCUCACUUUUAGUCACAGUAUGCUCAUUUCAUGUGUUGUUAUUUGCUGAUCUUUCAGGCAGGAAGUGAUUUUCCCAGGUAGUUGUGAUAGUCCUAAAAUUGCCCAUAAGUUUGGAAGCUGCAUUAUUAAACACCCAGACCAAGAUUAAAGUUGCCCUAGUGCACCUCCUGGAACAAAGUAAGCAGGAUUCAAGGUGAAUAUUUAAUUUUCUCCUGUUUCGUUUGUUUCUUUUGGGGGUUGGAACUAGAGGAUCCUUGAGAUCCCUUCCAACCCUGACUGAUUCUAUGAUUCUGUGGGCUUUUUUUUUUUUUAAUAAAAGAGACCUUUACCCAUGCUUUGUGUAUGUAAGAAUAAAGUAGAAGAGCUUAGAGAGUGAAACUCUUGUCAUUUUGGCAGUCUGAAAGCUCUCCUUUUUGUUUCCCCAGCGUGGCUCUCUUAUCCCUAGACAAAAGAGAUUUCAAUCUAAAUCUCCAAACUUAACUAAGUCUGUUGUUUAAUUUCUGUAAAGCAUAUGUUUAGUUUGAGGAGGUAGAUAAAUGUAGUUGCAUUUCACAUUCUGAAACUAAUUUUAUUCUGUAUUUAAUAUAUUGAUAGCUUAGCUGUAAAAUCAUUUGUAUAUAGUAAAGGCAUAAUGCAAUUAGUGGAGUAGGAAAAGUUGAGUGGGAGCAUAAAGCUACUGGUGGCCUGGCAAAACAGAACAAAAAAGUCUUGGCCCAUAUUUUAGAAGUCACAAUGUUUUACUCAUUCAUUCUUGUUUUCUGUUGGGGGAGGGGAUAGCUAGAAUGUGUUAUGAAAUUUUUGGGAAGCUUUCCUAGCAUUAGUCAUGAAGUUGGCCUUGAAAUGCUGUCAGGGUCAGCUUCCUAGAAUUCACUUGUCUGUAGAGUAUAUAUUUUGAUUGUCAGUAAAGAUAACAACUUUUGUAAUUUUUCUGCACUUAAUUCAUGUAAUUAAUCCACACAACAGAGUUUUUUCUAUGGAGUGAAGUCGCCAGAAGAUGUAACUACCCCUACCUGUUAAUCUGUGCUUGCAAUAUUUCGCUAACUCUAUUCAGGCUGUCAGUAGGAAGCUGCAAAUUGCAGUUUUCUCUUUGCUCGUUGCAUUGGUACUAAGACUUGAGCAGUUUUCAUUAGAGACCUUGUGGAAUUUUCUUUGUUGCACAUUUCUAUUUCAAGAAGACAUCCAUUUUAGUUUGUUUCCUCUUUGUUGUUGUGUUUUUGGUUUGGUGUUUUUUUUUUUGGUGGCAGCUAACAAACUGCACAACCACUUUGUAGCCUGUCACCAUUCCCUAGAAAAUCAUUUUCUUUCAGGGUUAGUGAUUCAAUUGGGAAUGAAAAGAUGAAUUUCAAGCGUUUCAUCAAGUGCAGCAAAGAAGCAGUAGAAAAUUUUGCUCUCUGCAAAUUGGAUUAAAUGUAAGAAUUCUUACAUCAAUUGAGGUUUUUUUGCUUCACAUCUAGAUACCUCACUGAAAGGAAAGCACAGCUAUACUGUAUUGAAACUAAUUCUAGAAAACAUCCAAAAAUUGCUCUCAAGUAUUUUGUUGCCUUCGUGUUGCUCUCUGAUUGACAACACCUGGCUUUGUGUUUUCACACUCAGCUCUCAACAGCAUUCAUUGACGUUGAUAUGCCAGUACAGUUCUCUCAAACUACAGAAAGUGGCUGCAAAAGAGCAGAGCCUGUGUUCAGCUCGAGGCAACAGGUUGACUGACCAGUCUGAAACAAGAAAGCCUGUGGGGAAAAAAAAAUAGAUAGGUAAUGAUCAAUGCAUUCAGCAGUUUUUAAUACUUUGCCAAUGAUGUACAGUCUGGUUGUUCACGUUGCUGUGGUUGCAUUACAUGACACACAAAACUGUCCUCUACCUCACGUGAGAUUUAACAGAUAUUUUAUAUGGUUUUAGUAAACAAGAGGCAUCUAUCUGGUCACUUAGUUUACAAAUUUUGAAUUCUAUUUAUUGAAACAUGACAUACUGUGCUCUUAGCUUAUACCUCAAUUGUAUUUUGUGCUGUUAUCCAUUUUCAUGCCUUGUAAAUACCUGUAUAGAUUGUGGAUUCGCAAACAAAUAAAGAACUGUAAUGUCA
Messenger RNA from Pogoniulus pusillus (Red-fronted tinkerbird), 8180 nucleotides. RefSeq names its product SKI like proto-oncogene (gene SKIL). Gene Ontology annotation, biological process: negative regulation of transcription by RNA polymerase II; negative regulation of BMP signaling pathway. The transcript has 7 exons. The record is from RefSeq and is a predicted model, not a curated record. Bases 1002 to 3077 code for a protein of 691 amino acids. Gene Ontology annotation, molecular function: RNA polymerase II cis-regulatory region sequence-specific DNA binding; SMAD binding; DNA-binding transcription factor activity, RNA polymerase II-specific. Lineage: Eukaryota; Metazoa; Chordata; Aves; Piciformes; Lybiidae. Gene Ontology annotation, cellular component: nucleus.